Messenger RNA from Microsporum canis CBS 113480, 1113 nucleotides. RefSeq lists its product as hypothetical. NCBI's taxonomy places the organism in Eukaryota, Fungi, Ascomycota, Eurotiomycetes, Onygenales, Arthrodermataceae. The record is from RefSeq and is a predicted model, not a curated record. The transcript is spliced from 2 exons. Bases 1 to 1113 code for a protein of 370 amino acids.
AUGGGCCCAAAGUCAGCUUCCACUACAUCCCCUGGUAGGAGAGGGAGGGCCUCCACCAAGGGCGUCACCGCUAAUACUGGCACCAAAAUCUCAGUCGAAAUACCAAAAUCCGAAGAUGCUGUUGCAGCAGAAUCGUCAUCGUGCCUUGAUGGCGCACUGAGAUUUAUAUUACUUGCUGUUUGCAGUCUACUUCUCAGCACUGUGCUCUUCUCUCUUAGCAUCCCAGUGACAAAGGGGGAUUUGGCAUGGACGAGUAAACGCUUAGACUCGUGGAAAGAUGUUGUAGUUCUGCUAGCAUGGCGUGUCAUUGAGCUUGCGGUGCCAUGGUUUGCAGGAUACGAUGCUUGGGAUGCGCUGUGUUUUAUCGGCCUUAUUCACCUCCCAACAUAUUCUCUCCUACUCAACUUUUAUAACAUUCGGCCAACGACGAUAGUCACUGUUGCGACAAUCACCACUAUGUCGUGCAUAAUCCCGUUUUCCUACUGGCGCCCUCUUAGCGCGGUCCAUAGUGGCAGCGGCCCGGCUGUCAACCGGGCGAUUCUAUCAGACCGACUCACUACUAUCUACACUACGGUAGCUUCAACUCUAGUAUACACAAUAGCUCUGUACUUCAGCUUAUCGACUUGGCUUCCGGCCCAUCUUGUUUCACAUUUUGUUGGACUCCCCGAUAUCAGCGCAGCACAUGCCGGACCAAAGGGUCUGGUGUCGCUUUUCCUUAGUCUUUUGCCCGCGGGUUAUGGAUCGAGAGAUUUAUUAUUCGUCACAUCGGCCAGUCAGCCACAGGAAAAGAAAGUUGAGCAGAAAACGAUCCGUCGACGACUUCGGUCAUCGGACUCACGGGAGGAACAAGAUGAACAAGAACAGCAAGAGGAAUCAUGCUUUGCCUCACUUUAUAAGAAAGGUUGGCUUGGGCUCCCCCCUAGCCUUAGGACUCUUAUAUCACGAUCGGUGGCUUUAGCACUUAUGACUUUAGCCAAUACUUUUGUGCAGCUCGGAGGCACAAUCAGUGGGGUAGAGCCUAAGGGCGCCUUGGGAUGGGGAGCGAUUUGGUCACUCGCCACGCUUAUCAACACUGGCCUUUAUGCAUGGAUCCAAGAAGCGAACGGAAUGUAA